Chanos chanos (milkfish) is the source of this 4058-nucleotide messenger RNA. It is a transcript of the gene smg7, whose product is annotated as SMG7 nonsense mediated mRNA decay factor. The record is from RefSeq and is a predicted model, not a curated record. Lineage: Eukaryota; Metazoa; Chordata; Actinopteri; Gonorynchiformes; Chanidae. Gene Ontology annotation, cellular component: telomerase holoenzyme complex. Gene Ontology annotation, biological process: nuclear-transcribed mRNA catabolic process, nonsense-mediated decay. The transcript is spliced from 23 exons. Bases 60 to 3587 code for a protein of 1175 amino acids. Gene Ontology annotation, molecular function: telomerase RNA binding; protein binding; telomeric repeat DNA binding.
GCCGGGAGUAGCUCGAGCUUCUGGACCUGUCGUUGUCUAGAGACCGGCGAUCGGGCAGGAUGAACCUCUGCGCCCAAUAUUUACGGCAGGCAGAGGCCCUGAAGGCUGACAUGACUGAUUCAAAGCUUGGUGCAGCAGAGGUCUGGACAUCACGACAAGCUCUUCAGGACCUAUACCAGAAAAUGCUGGUCACAGACCUGGAGUAUGCACUGGACAAAAAAGUAGAACAGGACCUCUGGAACCAUGCAUUUAAGAAUCAGAUAACAACACUACAGAGUCAAGCCAAGAACAGAGCCAACCCCAACCGAAGUGAAGUCCAGGCCAACCUAUCCCUGUUUCUCGAGGCAGCUAGUGGAUUUUAUACACAAUUAUUACAGGAGCUGUGCACAGUGUUUAACGUGGACUUGCCUUGUCGCGUGAAAUCAUCUCAGCUUGGCAUCAUUAGCAAUAAACAGAGCAGUACCAGCGGCAUAGUAAAGCCCCAACCCAGUUCCUGCUCCUACAUCUGCCAGCACUGCCUAGUCCACCUUGGAGAUAUAGCACGCUACCGAAACCAAACCAGCCAAGCAGAAUCUUACUACAGACACGCAGCGCAGCUUGUUCCGUCAAAUGGUCAGCCUUACAAUCAGUUGGCAAUCCUGGCCUCCUCCAAAGGAGACCACCUCACGACCAUCUUCUACUACUGCAGGAGCAUUGCUGUCAAAUUCCCUUUCCCAGCAGCCUCCACUAACCUUCAGAAAGCCCUGUCGAAAGCUCUGGAAAGCCGUGAUGAAGUCAAAACAAAAUGGAGCGUGUCUGAUUUCAUUAAAGCCUUCAUCAAGUUCCAUGGCCAUGUUUAUCUGAGUAAAAGCCUGGACAAACUCAACACGCUUCGAGAGAAGCUAGAAGAGCAGUUUCAGAGACUGAUUCUCCAGAAGGCCUUCAGCUCCCAGCAGCUGGUCCACAUCACAGUGAUUAAUCUGUUUGAACUCCACCACCUGAGAGACUUCGGUACCGAGGCCGACGAGCAGAGUUUCAGCUCAGACGAGCAGAUCAGCUGGAUCCAACUCCUUGGCCUCUUCAUGUCUUUCCUGGGUGUCAUGUGUAGCCGGGCCUUACUGAAUAAGAAUCGAGAGGAGAUCUUGGGCGAGUGCCCCCUUCCAGCCAUAAAAGUGUCUCUUGAUUGGCUGAAGCUUCGCCCUAGUGUAUUUACAGAGAACGUGCUGGAAAAGCGACAAUACAUUUGGCCGUGGCUCGUGUCCAUUCUCAACAGUUUUCAGCCUAAGGAAGAGGAUGUGACAUGUGCGUCAGCAACUCCACUCCCAGAAGAAUUUGAGCUACAAGGCUUCCUGGCCCUGCGGCCUGCCUUAAGGACCUUGGAUUUCUCUAAGGGGCACCAGGGUAUUGUGGGUAACAAAGACAGUUUACUGGUCCAUGCACGACACCAGCGACUCAUUAGUCUCGGCAAAUGGGUGGCAGACAACCAGCCAGGGUUGAUUCAAUACAGAAUUAGCGAUGGCCUUCUCCUCUUCGUCACUGACAUCCCCGAGCUGGCUGUGGAGGAGCCCCAGGAGAAGGACACGCCUGUGCUGCAGGAGUCAUCUAACGGAGAGCAGGCACCUCACGAGGGUUCGCUGGGGCUCAAGUCUGUCCUGUCUGCCGGAAAGAGCCAGAACAGCGGGCUGGACGGCACCGAGAGACCCGUGGUCACUUUCAAAGAGAACAUCAAACCCCGCGAACAGAGCCGGGAGCAGGGCCGCGGCCAGCACCAGAGGGAGACGGCCAAGGAACGGGCGGGCUUCGGCAAAGGCAACGGGGUGCAAGGCAAGAACGAACAGAAGAAAGACGGAAAGAAGAAGAGCGAGGCGAAGAAGAGCAGUCACGACAAAGCGAGCGAUGUCGGAAAACAGGUCAAAACCCAGACAGAGUUGAGAAAAACUCCGGUGUCGGAGGCGAGGAAGACUCCCGUCACGCAAACUCAGACCACCUGCUCGUCUCAGUUUAUCCCCAUUCAUCACCCUGGGGCUUUCCCUCCUCUGCCCAGCAGACCAGGUUUUCCUCCCCCGGCGUACGUGAUCCCCCCGCCCGUGGCUUUCUCCAUGAACCCCGGCUUUACCUUCCCGGCAGGCGUGUCCGUGCCCGCCCAGUUCCUCCAGCCCGCCUCCCACCCCCAGUCGGCCAACCAGGUGCCCUCCGGGAAGCCCUCGCACAUUCCCUACAGCCAGCAAAGGCCCUCCGGUCCGGGAUCCCUCAACCAGGGGCCUCCGCAACCACCGCAGGGACAGCCGCCCCCUCCGCAGCCUUCCCAGCAGGCCUUGCAGCAGUCGGUUCAGCUCCAGGUACAGCAACAGCAACAGCAGCAGUCGCCUACCAAGCAGAGCAGCCAGCUGGGGAAGAGCCCGCCACAUCAUCCUGGCAUGCAGCAGUACAUGCAGAUGGCCGAGCAGCCGGCUCAGAUGUGGAACCAACACCAGAGCCAGGCGUCUCUGCAGAAGAUGCCCAUGCAGAUGCCUGUCAAACAGCCUUUCUACAUGCCUUCCCAGGACCCCAUGAAACUCUUCGAUCACCCCAUGCCCUCCUCUGUGCCCAUGCAACCCUCUCAGCCAAGCCUUGACAAGCAGAUGAAGUUUCCGGAGGUCAAAAUGCAAGAUUUCUUUUGGGAGCCGCCGUACCGGAUGGGCGAGGGCAGGAGCGUGAUGGGAGACUUACUGGGCAAACGCCAGCCUGGAGUUUUCUGCCCUGACCAGGAAAACUCGUCCAGGGGACAGCCGUAUGAGGACAACAAGAGCUCCCCUCUUCUUCCUCCAGACCUGUUAAAGACUCUGGCAGACUUUGAGGAAGAGGAGGAGCUGGUCUUUACUAAACCUCCUGAUUUCUACCAGGCCUUGGCCGGGCCUCUAAACUCUGCCCCUGGAAGGAACAUAUUUUUGCCAAACCAGUCAAGACUUGACAGCGGGUCUGAUGUCAUCGGCCAGUCCUCUCUGCUCCCGCGGCCUGUCUUCUCAGUGCAGGACAACACUUAUCAGAACAACAGCAUUUUCAGUGAAGCCUAUGGCAAAAACAUGACUUCCACACCCAAGCCUGAUGUACCCAUGAUGCCCCAGGAGCCUUCACUCUACUCCCUGUUUGAGGGAACUCCGUGGUCACCCUCUCUCCCUGCCAGCUCAGACCACUCAACACCAGCCAGCCAAUCGCCUCACUCGUCGAAUCCCAGCAGCCUGCCUUCGUCCCCGCCCACCCACAGUCACGGCACUCUGCCCUUCUCCAAUUUUGGCCCCAUUGGCACACCAGACAGCAGGGACCGGAGAGCCGCCGACCGCUGGAAGGCUGAGAAGUCCGGUGUAGGCGGCUUUGGGUUGGACUAUUUGCCGGCUGCUUCGUCUUCAUCGUCUGCCCAGGAGACCAGCUGGAACCAGGGAAGCUCCACUAGCAGUUGGGCAGCCCAGGACAUGACCAUGGAGGAUUCUUCCACCGUCCUCCUCGACAGUCUGAAGUCGAUCUGGUCGAGUUCGAUGAUGCAGCCUGGGCCGUCUGCUUUGGAGCAGCUCCUCAUGCAGCAGAAACAGAAGCAGCAGCGUGGUCAUGGUACCAUGAACCCGCCACACUGAAGGGUCCGCAGGAACAAGCACUUGUGUGGAAAAAAUUACGCUUACGUAAGAAGAAGAGGUGAAAACCCAAAAAACGAGCUCCAAUCGGAAAUUACCGGCAUUUCACCGGCACGUGGAGGCUGGAGAUGGCGAACGAUCUGAACCGACAGGCUCAAAAAAACCAACCGCUCGCCUGCCCGACGAGGAAGGUGCAGCCCUUUCUACUCCUCUCCUCCCUCUCUCUAUCUCUCUCUCUGCCCAUGCCGCCACGGCAAGGAGGGCGUACAAGCACCUGAAACCCGCCGCGCUGCUCAGCACGUAGCCGCCGCAGAACUCUGACUCUGAGGAAAUCUAAGACUUCCUCUCUGACUACCACCCUGCCUCUCGUAGGGGUCAAUGGUUAUUCCUCUUAACUCACCUGGGCUCCAUGACUUAAGAACUCUGGACUUGGACCCCCUUCUCAAGCUGCCUGCUUUAAUCUGCAUCCCGAUG